AUGGCUUCUUCGGAAGCCGAUUCCCGUUUAAGUCUGGUACUGACUCCAGCACUAGAAAAGAUUAUUAAAAAUGCUUCAUGGAGAAAACACUCUAAACUUGCUCACGAAUGUAAAUCUGUAAUCGAUCGAUUAUCAUCAGCAGCAGCAGCAGCGAAUGAGGUUAAAUCUCCAUCAACACCUCAUUCUCCUACUGAAUCUGAACUGAAUACAGCUAAUAUACCUGGUCCGUUACAUGAUGGAGGACCAAUUGAAUUUACAUUAUCUGAAUCUGAAUCGAUUCUUAGUCCAUUGAUUACUGCUUGUGGAUCGGGGUUUUUGAAAAUUGCUGAUCCGGCAUUAGAUGCGAUACAGAAGUUAAUAGCUCAUGGUUAUAUUCGUGGUGAAGCUGAUCCAAGUGGUGGUCCAGAUUCAAUACUUUUAUCCAAGUUGAUGGAAGCUGUAUGUAAAUGUCAUGAUUUAGGUGAUGAAGCUGUUGAAUUAAUGGUAUUGAGAACGUUGUUGUCUGCUGUUACUUCGAUUUCGUUACGGAUCCAUGGUGAUUGUUUGUUGUUGAUUGUGAGAACUUGUUAUGAUAUUUAUUUGGGGAGUAAAAAUGUUGUGAAUCAGACUACGGCAAAAGCAUCUUUGAUUCAGAUGUUAGUUAUUGUGUUUAGAAGAAUGGAAGCUGAUUCUUCUACUGUACCAGUUCAGCCGAUUGUUGUGGCGGAGUUGAUGACACCGUCUGAGAAAUCUGAUGUGGAUGGAAGUAUGACUCAGUUUGUACAAGGGUUUAUUACUAAGAUUAUGCAAGAUAUUGAUGUGGUCUUGAAUCCGGUAGCACCUGGGAAGAAUUCAGGAGUAGGUGGACAUGAUGGUGCUUUUGAAACUACGACUGUUGAGACCACGAAUCCUGCGGAUUUGUUGGAUUCAACUGAUAAAGAUAUGUUGGAUGCUAAGUAUUGGGAAAUUAGUAUGUAUAAGACUGCUUUAGAAGGGAGAAAAGGAGAGUUAGCAGAUGGAGAAGUGGAUAAAGACGAUGAUUUGGAAAUACAGAUUGGUAAUAAGUUGAGAAGGGAUGCGUUUUUAGUGUUUAGAGCUCUUUGUAAACUAUCCAUGAAAACACCUCCUAAAGAGGCCUUGGCUGAUCCACAAUUGAUGCGUGGCAAAAUUGUUGCUUUGGAAUUGCUGAAGAUUUUGUUAGAGAAUGCCGGAGCUAUCUUUAGAACUAGUGACAGGUUCCUAGGAGCUAUUAAGCAGUAUUUAUGUCUAUCAUUGCUGAAGAACAGUGCGUCCACUCUAAUGAUUGUUUUCCAGCUUUCUUGCUCCAUUUUCAUUAGUUUGGUCUCGAGAUUUAGAACUGGACUGAAAGCAGAAAUUGGUGUAUUUUUUCCUAUGAUUGUUCUUAGAGUUUUGGAAAAUGUUGCUCAGCCUAACUUUCCACAGAAGAUGAUUGUGCUGAAGUUUCUGGAGAAGCUUUGUGUUGAUUCACAGAUCUUAGUGGAUAUAUUUAUUAACUACGAUUGUGAUGUUCAUUCAUCAAAUAUAUUCGAGAGGAUGGUUAAUGGACUUCUGAAAACGGCUCAAGGUGUACCUGCUGGUUCUUCCACUAGCUUAUUGCCACCACAGGAAGCCACCAUGAAACUUGAGGCGAUGAAGUGCUUAGUGGCAAUUUUGAGAUCAAUGGGUGAUUGGAUGAACAAACAGUUGCGCAUCCCUGAUGCUCAUUUUUCCAAGAAGUUAGAGACAUUAGAGAACGGUCCUGAAUCUGGAAUUCAUUCUCUGGCAAAUGGUAAUGGUAGUGAGCUUGCUGAAGGAUCAGAUUCUCAGUCCGAAACCUCCAGUGAGGUCUCUGAUGUUUCAUCUAUUGAGCAGCGUCGGGCAUACAAACUAGAGCUUCAGGAAGGUAUUUCUCUUUUUAAUCGAAAACCUAAAAAGGGUAUCGACUUCCUUAUCAAUGCUAAGAAAGUAGGCGAGUCCCCAGAGGAGAUAGCUGCUUUCCUCAAAAGUGCAUCUGGUUUGAACAAGACUUUGAUUGGUGAUUACAUAGGAGAGAGAGAAGACAUACCUCUAAAAGUGAUGCAUGCAUACGUUGAUUCCUUUGAAUUUCAAGGAAUGGAUUUUGACGAGGCAAUCAGGGUCUUUCUACAAGGAUUUAGGUUGCCUGGUGAAGCACAGAAAAUCGAUCGUAUCAUGGAAAAAUUUGCUGAGCGCUUCUGGAAAUGUAAUCCGAAUGCUUUUACCAGUGCAGAUACUGCAUAUGUUCUCGCUUACUCGGUGAUAUUGCUCAACACUGACGCACAUAAUCCCAUGGUUAAGAAAAAGAUGUCAGCUGAUGAUUUUAUAAGGAAUAACCGCGGCAUAGAUGAUGGGAAGGAUGUACCUGAAGAGUACUUGAGAUCCUUAUAUGAUCGCAUUUCGAGAAACGAGAUUAAGAUGAAAGAAGAUGAUUUGGCUCCUCAGCAGAGGCAGUCUGUGAACUCGAACAGCAUAUUAGGCUUGGAUAGUAUUUUGAAUAUUGUUAUCCGUAAGCGAGGCCAAGAGCAUUUGGAGACGAGUGAUGAUCUUAUCAGGCAUAUGCAAGAGCAAUUCAAAGAAAAAGCUCGCAAAUCUGAGUCAAUUUAUUAUGCAGCAACUGAUGUGGUGAUUUUGAGAUUCAUGAUCGAGGUCUGCUGGGCUCCUAUGUUGGCUGCCUUUAGUGUUCCGCUUGAUCAAAGUGAUGAUGAAAUAGUGAUAGCUAAGUGUCUUGAAGGUUUCCGCUAUGCAAUACAUGUUACUGCUGUGAUGUCCAUGAAGACUCAUAGAGAUGUUUUCAUUACAUCACUUGCAAAAUUCACUUGUCUCCACUCACCUGCAGAUAUCAAGCAGAAAAAUAUAGAUGCAAUCAAGGCAAUUGUUACCAUCGCAGAGGAAGAUGGAAAUUACUUACAAGAAGCCUGGGAGCAUAUUUUGACUUGUGUAUCCCGUUUUGAACAUUUGCAUCUUUUAGGAGAGGGUGCUCCUCCAGACGCAACUUUCUUUGCAGUUCCUCAAAAUGAUCAAGAAAAAUCAAAGCAGUCCAAGUCCACAAUGCUUCCAGUAUUGAAAAAGAAAGGGCCUGGAAAGAUUCAGCAUGCAGCUGCAGCUGCAAGAAGGGGAUCAUACGAUAGUGCUGGUGUUGGUGGCCACUCUUCUGGAUCAGUUACAUCUGAACAGAUGAGUAAUUUAGUUUCUAACUUAAACAUGUUGGAACAAGUAGAAAGCUCCGAAAUGAAUCGCAUAUUUGCUCGGAGCCAGAGGCUAAACAGUGAGGGAAUAAUUGAUUUUGUCAAAGCUCUCUGUAAGGUGUCCAUGGAUGAAUUGCGGUCUACGUCUGAUCCACGAGUUUUCAGCCUUACCAAAAUUGUUGAAAUUGCCCACUACAACAUGAAUCGCAUCAGACUUGUGUGGUCAAGCAUCUGGCUUGUACUAUCAGAUUUUUUUGUAACCAUUGGCUGCUCAGAGAACCUCUCAAUUGCUAUUUUUGCAAUGGAUUCAUUGCGUCAACUUGCUAUGAAGUUCUUAGACAGAGAAGAAUUGGCUAAUUAUAACUUCCAAAAUGAGUUCAUGAAGCCGUUUGUUGUUGUCAUGCGUAAGAGCAGUGCUGUUGAAAUCAGAGAAUUAAUCAUCAGAUGUGUCUCUCAAAUGGUUUUGUCUCGUGUCAACAAUGUCAAAUCCGGAUGGAAAAGCAUGUUCAUGGUGUUCACCACUGCAGCAUCUGACAACCACAAAAACAUUGUAUUACUCGCUUUUGAGAUCAUUGAGAAGAUUGUUCGUGACUACUUCCCGUAUAUAACUGAAACAGAAACAACCACAUUUACAGACUGCGUGAAUUGUUUAAUUGCUUUCACUAAUAGUAGAUUCGAUAAAGACAUUAGCCUCAAUGCAAUUUCAUUUCUACGCUUCUGUGCGGCAAAACUCGCGGAAGGAGAUCUUGGUUCCUCUAGGAGUAAGGACAAGGAGGGUUUAGGAAAGAUCACUGCAGCAUCUCCUGGGAAAGACGGAAAACAACAUAGUGCAGAGUUCCCAGAUCACGUAUAUUUUUGGUUUCCCUUGUUGGCUGGGUUGUCGGAACUUAGCUUUGACACAAGACCUGAGGUCCGGAAAAGCGCUCUGCAAGUGCUGUUUGAUACUUUGCGCAACCAUGGGCAUCAUUUCACGUUGCCUUUGUGGGAAAGAGUUUUUGAUUCAGUUCUUUUUCCCAUUUUUGAUUAUGUACGGCACGCCAUUGAUCCUUCUGGUGGACCUUUACCAGGGGAUGGACUUGAAAUUGAUACAAGUGAGCUAGAUCAAGAUGCAUGGCUUUAUGAGACAUGCACACUGUCCCUGCAACUAGUUAUCGAUCUCUUCGUCAAAUUUUAUGGUACCGUUAAUCCGUUGUUAAGCAAAGUGCUGCAGCUAUUAAUAAGUUUUGUCAAGCGUCCACAUCAGAGCCUUGCCGGCAUUGGAAUCGCUGCAUUUGUUCGUCUAAUGAGCAAUUCAGGAGAUCUAUUUUCUGAAGAUAAGUGGUUAGACGUGGUUUCAUCUUUAAAAGAAGCGGCAAAUGCCACGCUUCCUGAUUUCUCUUAUGUCCUCCUUGAUGGGGACAAUGUGGCUAGAAUCAGCAAGGAUUCUUCAACCACUUUAGCGAACGGUGAAACAGCUGAUUCUACUGCAGCUGAUGAUGAUCUAGAGAAUAUGAGAUCUCGCAGGAUUGAUCAAUCAGUUAAUGAUGCCAAGUGUCGUGCUGCUGUUCAGCUUCUGUUAAUUCAGGCCAUGAUGGAGAUCUACAACAUGUAUAGGACUCAACUUUCAGCACAGAACACAGUUAUUCUGUAUGAAGCUUUACACUCCAUCGCAUCUCAUGCUCACAAGAUAAACAUCGACAGUGAUCUUCGAUCAAAAUUACAAGAACUGGGUCCCAUGACUCAAAUGCAGGAUCCUCCUUUACUACGUCUAGAAAAUGAGUCCUACCAAAUAUGUCUCACAUUGUUACAAAACGUUGCAAGAGAUCGGCCCGACAGUGAAGAGGACAUUGAAGUUGAGACCUACCUUAUUGAUCUCUGUAGAGAAGUACUGCAAGUUUACCUUGACACAGCACAGCCACAUCAGCAAUCUGGGUUGUCCACUUCAGAUAAUAAAAAACCCCGCUGGUCAAUCCCACUUGGUUCAGCAAAAAGAAGAGAGUUAGCGGCAAGGGCACCUCUUGUUGUUGCUACUCUCCAAGCUAUAUGUGGAUUUAGAGAAGACUUGUUCAAGAAGAAUUUGACUAAUUUCUUCCCACUAUUUUCAAGCUUGAUAAGUUGUGAACAUGGGUCAGGUGAAGUUCAAGCGGCGCUGGGUGACAUGCUCAGUUCUUCAGUGGGUCCAGUUUUGCUUCAGUCCUGUUGAGGUUAGCCAAAGCCGCUUCAGUUUGAGGUUGUAUGAUAUCUUUUCUGUUUCUUUGUGAUUUCUUUCAAUCUUGUAUUUCUUCUUCUUGUUUAUCAUUUGCAAUCACCAUAUGCAGUAUAGGUUAGUGUAUGAAGAGUAAGAAGAAUGUUUUUGAUUGCGCCCCAAGUGUUGAUGGAUUUGUCUCUAUAGGUUGAGGGCAUCUAUUCAGAGUUCAAUGUUGUAUGUUAGAAGUUAUAUUCACGUCACGUGAUUUUCAUAUAGAAUUUCAAAGUGUAGCAUGAAAAUCCUACUUCCCAAACCAAAAUUCCUUUCUGUU
Molecule: messenger RNA, 5680 nt
Organism: Papaver somniferum (opium poppy)
Lineage: Eukaryota; Viridiplantae; Streptophyta; Magnoliopsida; Ranunculales; Papaveraceae
Product: brefeldin A-inhibited guanine nucleotide-exchange protein 2-like
Exons: 11
Coding region: 1-5364 (1787 amino acids)
Biological process (GO): regulation of ARF protein signal transduction
Cellular component (GO): trans-Golgi network
Molecular function (GO): guanyl-nucleotide exchange factor activity
Source: RefSeq, a predicted model, not a curated record